UGUACAUUCACUUCUACUUCCAGCACUUUCCCAUAGACUCUACAGCAGAUUAAUCAGACAGCCCAAGAGCACCGACCUCUCCACCCGGGAUCUACAGCAGUAACGCCCCGACCUCCUUCCAUUUCUAUUUGCCGACUCUCAUAUAGCGCUAAGGAGUGGGAGUCCCCAGCAGGGGUCGGGAAGAUGCGCAAACUGAGGGGACUCUCGGAAAGGCGUCGCUCUCUGUUGCCCCAUGAAGUGGAGAGAAGAGUUAGGGAGCCCCGCGCUGUGUGAGUGACCCGAGCAAGUCGGCGUUUUCUCUAUUCCUCUUGCAAUCAGUAGCCUCCUGUUGUGACCCUUGGGGGUGAUCAAAGAACUAAAAAGAUGACUGGCAAUGGGCUGAUUUUGCUCAUGGGGACAAUUCUUCUCCAUGGCUGUCUAGCAAGGCCACCUGAUGAGCAGGAUUACUAUCACCAAGAAAUCCUGACCAGGGACCAUUACUAUGCUUAUCCGGACCCCGAGGAGUCACAGACACCCCUGGAGCCUGAUCCAGAGCCUGAAGAACCUCAGGAACCUGGAAUGGAAGUCACAUAUGAGACACAGGACACCAGAGAUGAAAUUUACCGAGUGUCCAAGAAGGAUUUCCAACCCAAGAAAAUCAAUAAGAAAGAGGACAAAACUCAUGUGCAGAUGCCAGCCAAAAAUGGCAGUAAGAAGUCAGAGAAGAACAAGAAGAGCCCUGAGAAGCUUGUGUUUGGAGCCACCGAAGAAAAUGCUUUCCAAGAAGUCAGAGAAAGUUGUCCACCUCUUGGACUAGAAACAUUAAAGGUGACAGACUUUCAGCUUCACGCAUCUACUGUUAAACGAUACGGACUGGGAGCCCACAGAGGCCGCCUCAACAUUCAGGCCGGGGUGAAUGAAAAUGACCUUUAUGAUGGAGCUUGGUGCGCGGGGAGGAAUGAUGUUCACCAGUGGAUAGAGAUAGACGCUCGCAGGCUGACCAAAUUCACAGGAGUCAUCACUCAAGGCAGAAACUCACUCUGGCUGAGUGACUGGGUGACCUCCUACCGAGUAAUGGUCAGCAACGAUAGUCACAGUUGGGUUGUUUCCAGGAAUGAAUCUGGAGAAAUGAUUCUUCAGGCGAACAGCGAGAAAGAGAUUCCGGUUCUAAACGAGCUUCCAGAGCCCUUGAUAGGACGUUAUAUUAGGAUCAACCCUCGUUCCUGGUAUGAAGAUGGGAACAUCUGUAUGAGGGUUGAAAUCCUUGGAUGUCCUUUACCAGACCCAAAUAAUUACUAUCACAGACGCAAUGAGAUGACAACCUCAGACAACCUGGAUUUCCGACAUCACAAUUAUAAGGAGAUGAGGCAGCUGAUGAAGGUGGUGAAUGAGAUGUGCCCCAGCAUCACACGUGUCUAUAACAUUGGGCGAAGCCACCAAGGCCUGAAGUUGUAUGCAAUGGAAAUGUCUGAUAACCCCGGGGAGCACGAAGUUGGGGAGCCAGAGUUCCGUUACAUGGCUGGAGCGCACGGCAAUGAGGUUUUAGGUCGGGAGCUUCUUCUGCUCUUGAUGCAGUUCCUGUGCCAGGAAUAUCAAGCUGGCAACAAGCGCAUUCGCCACCUAAUCACCAAUACACGCUUACACUUCUUGCCGGCGGUCAACCCUGAUGGCUUCGAGAAGGCUGCUGACCUGGGCUCAGAGUUAGGAGGGUGGUCACUUGGCCGCUGGACUUCUGAUGGCAUCGACAUAAAUAACAACUUUCCAGACUUAAACUCAUUGCUGUGGGAGGCUGAGGACCGACCAAGGAAUAUCCGUAGAGUCCCCAACCAUCACAUCCCCAUUCCGGAAUGGUACCAGCAUGAGAAUGCCACGGUUGCCAUGGAGACACGAGCCCUUAUAACUUGGAUGGAGAAGAUCCCCUUUGUGCUAGGGGGAAAUCUUCAGGGUGGGGAGCUGGUUGUGUCCUACCCUUAUGACAUGGUACGUUCUCCUUGGAAGACCCAGGAGUAUACUGAAACCCCAGAUGACCAUGUCUUUCGCUGGCUGGCCUAUUCCUAUGCUUCUACCCAUCGGCAUAUGACUGACUCCAGCCGCAGACCUUGCCACUCUGAGGACUUCAACAAAGAAGAAGGCACGGUCAAUGGGGCAUCUUGGCACACAGUGGCUGGAAGCAUUAAUGACUUCAGCUACCUGCACACCAAUUGCUUCGAGAUUUCAAUAUAUCUGGACUGUGAUAAAUUCCCUCAUGCGAGUGAGUUACCUGAGCAAUGGGAAAACAACAGGGAGUCCCUCAUUGUUUUUAUGGAGCAGGUUCACCGUGGGGUAAAGGGAGUUGUGAGAGAUGUGUAUGGACGAGGGAUUGCCAGUGCCAUUAUAUCAGUGGAAGGGAUUAACCAUGACAUUCGCACAGCAAGUGAUGGAGAUUACUGGAGGCUGCUAAACCCGGGAGAGUAUGCAGUGACAGCUCGAGCUGAAGGAUUCACACCCUCAACAAAGAACUGUGCGGUGGGAUAUGAGAUGGGAGCUACGCGCUGCGACUUUAUUCUCGCCAAAUCAAACCUGGCACGCAUCAAAGAGAUCAUGCAGAAGUUCGGAAAACAGCCGGUCAGCAUGUCUCUUCGCCGGAGAAGAAUUCGAUUCCGAAUGGGACAUCAGGCCUAGAAUUCACCUUGAUUCUUUUGGAGAACACACUUUGAUAGAUCUAGAACAUUUCCUCUGGACACAUUAGGCUGGAGAAAUAAAAACAGCAAGCCAUUUGUUUACUAAGAGCAACCUAUUCUUGUGGCUGCUCCCAGUCUUUCCUUGGUUCCUGGAAGAUAACACUUUAUGAGUGCCUGUUAAGGAUAUUUAGCGUACGCUAUGCUUAGAUCGUCAUUAAGCUGACAUUUUCCAAAGGAGUCGCUGUUUCAAAUGAAAAAACUUCAGCAAUUUAAAAUAAGUUAUAUAACCAACUGCUGGUUAAGUAUAUGGUAAAAACAACAUAUAUAUAUCAAUAUAUAGUAUCGUGGGGCUGAAGCUCAUCUUCAGACUUUGGAACUACGAGUUCUACAUUUCACAUUCUUUUUCAAGGCACAAAUGAUGCCACAGUGAGACAUGUCAAACUAACCUAAUGACUACGGUCUACUCAACAGUAAAAUGGAAAAUUCUCUUGCUUCUAAAAAAGUAAAUCAGCCUCUUCAAUGUGAAAUGACUGAACUCAACAGCCUUUAAAGAGAAGUGAUUAAAGCACAUUGUGCUUUAAAUCAGGGGGGGGGUGAUAUUUUAGCUCCUAUAUUCAGACUCAAGUGCAGUUCUUCAUUUUUAAUGUGUUUCCCUUUGAUUGUCUUCUGUUCCUUCUGAAAGUGUUCCUGCCGAGAGAUUCUGGUUUUAAUUGACGUGAUCUUUAAUCAGUUUUCUGUUAGUGAGACGAAAUGAUGCGUUAGUCCUCGAAGCCGGAUUGAUCUGUUUUAGUGUACUACCUUGUUACCCUAGAAUGAUUAGAUGCCUUGUAUCAGGAAUAGCCUAAAGGUGUUUAAAAUCUUAGAAAUAAAUACAUUACAAAGAGCAAAAUGGAGGUCUUUCCGCCAAUAUUGACCGUAACAACGGGGUUUUGUAGCCCCCCUCAUUCCAUGGUGACUCAGAUCAGUGUGUAGUAACUGAGAAGAAACUUGAGGCCAAUUAAGAUAAGACGCCUGAUGAAUACUGACUUAUAUUAAUGUAAGCCCACCCGAAUGACCAACCCACAGGAAAACUAUUGCAACAAUUAUUUCAAAUAUGUGUAAUCUUGUUAUUAUGUUGGACUUCAAAGAGAUAACUAAACCCAGAUGGCGGUUCCUAACUUUAUGACCAAUGUUCUCCAGUUUUAUUUCAACUACAUUGACCCAUGUCCAUCCAUAUGAAUGAUAACAUUGCACUGUUCAAGUCGACUGUCUAAAUUACUUUGCGCCAAAGUUGGAAUGAUGUGCAACUGUCAUUUUUUUGGUCUACUAUCACAGUGGUUCCCAAACAGUGGCAGAGGGGCCUUGCCUGAAGGCCAGUUAGGUUGAGAAUUGGGGGAAAAUGAUCUCCUAGAUACUCCAGAAAGCCCAGCUUGAAUGGUUAGAGUGAGAUCUGGGUUCAGUAUGUAUUUGCUGUCUUAGAUAUUCAUGGAACUAUGACUUAAUGACUGAUUUUCCUAUACCUGUAUUCAUUUCAUAAUCUAAGGGGCUUUGACUAAAGGUUUAACUUUUAAGGAGGUCCUUGGCCAGAGGGUGCACCUUCAAUUAUCCAAUCUGCCUGACCAUAUUAGAGCCUGUAUGGGCCACCUUCAGCCAAUUUCUGGAAGCAGAGGAUCAAGGGAUUCACAGUCCAACAUGUGCUGAAAUCCUCUAUCACUACUGCAGCCAUCAUGAUAUUUAAAUUGUGCUUGCUAAAAAUUUUUACUAUUACAUCCCAACCCAACUUUAAUGUGAUUCACAGGUACUUCUGGCUGGUAGACUUACUAGUUAUAAGACAGCAGCUGCUCAGAUUUCAUCCGGAAUGCGCUUCCCCUCCUGUGAAAUAACUGCCAUCAGAUGUGUUGGCUUUAACUCAUUUUGAGUGUGGAGCUCAUACAUUGGACAAAAGGCACAGGUUUAACAAAUUAACUGCUUCUUGGUUCAAAAUAUCCCUACAGUACUUGUUCUUUAAACUUUACACUUUGAAAUGCACAUCGGCAAUAGGAAACAACCGAAGUAACAUUACUCUGUAUUUCAGGUUUGAUGAUGUGGUAUCCCUCAGCUGUUUAGGUGGCUUGAACCUUUGUUGUCUAGGAAUUCUAUUGUGGGUGACCUGUUGGAACUAU
This is a messenger RNA of Xenopus laevis (African clawed frog), 4780 nucleotides long. It is a transcript of the gene cpxm2.L, whose product is annotated as carboxypeptidase X (M14 family), member 2 L homeolog. The record is from RefSeq and is a predicted model, not a curated record. Gene Ontology annotation, biological process: proteolysis. Lineage: Eukaryota; Metazoa; Chordata; Amphibia; Anura; Pipidae. Gene Ontology annotation, molecular function: zinc ion binding; metallocarboxypeptidase activity. The transcript has 15 exons. Gene Ontology annotation, cellular component: extracellular region. Bases 364 to 2640 code for a protein of 758 amino acids.